Messenger RNA from Rotaria sordida, 1254 nucleotides. The record is from the annotation of a GenBank genome assembly. NCBI's taxonomy places the organism in Eukaryota, Metazoa, Rotifera, Eurotatoria, Philodinida, Philodinidae.
AUGACGUCUGUUAAUAUGUAUUUGUUAAACAAAGAUUACAGAUUUCGUCAUCCAGUACAAUCAACUGUUGCUCGUACAACUCGUGUUCUUUCAAUUCUUCUUAGUAUUGUUGCUAAAUCUGAAUCACAUGAUAAAUUUAAAGUAACAUCAACAUCAGUACCAUAUUUAGCUGCAUUAGUUAGUGUUGUUGAAGAAGUUCGUACUCAAUGUCCAAUUAAACAUCGAUCUAUUAUUAUAUCAUCGACAACAAAUUCAAAUUCAACAACUAUUUUACCAUUUCAUUAUUCAUCAAUAUCAACUGUUCAUCCAUUAUCAUAUUUAUCACAUAACUGUUAUGGUGCUCGAUUAUUAACUGUGCCAUCACAUGUACGUCAUUGGCAUUCAUUUGAUAUUGAACAUGCUGUACCACGUAUUCUAACAAAACCAACUUCUACACUUGUACAAUUACAACAAGUUAAACAAGUUGUACCAACAAUUGCUGUUACACAACAAACUUCAUCUGAAACACAACAAACAUCAGAAAUAAGUAAUACAUCAACACAAGCAUUAUCUUUAACUGUAUUAGCUACACUUGUGCGUAAUACAUCGGAUGAAAAUGAAAUGAGAAUUAUAUAUGAAUAUUUAUCAGAAUCAAAUAUUGUUUUUCCUAAAGUAUUUCCUGUUAUACAUAAUUUAUUAGAUGCAAAAAUAAAUUCUGUACUUUCAUUAUCACAUGAUGAAUCAAUAUUAGCAUCAGUACAAUCAAUAAUAUAUCAAAUGAUUGCUUGUUCAUCAGGUAAUGAUGUAAGUCAACAACAACAACUUAGUUAUUUACAAUCAUGUGGUUUUGGUGGUUUAUGGCGUUUUGCUGGACCAUUUACUGUAUCAAGACAAAAUCCUGAUAAUGUUCAAUUAUUUGUUAAUUGUUUAGAAGCAAUGUUUGAAACAUUUUUACCAUCAUUAGAUGAACAUAAAGAUGGUUCUGAAAAUGGAGUUAAUAGUGGAAAUGGUUUAACAAGAAAUAAUAGUACUAGACAUGCAUCAUUACAUCAUCAUCGAACAUUUCGACAUCAUCCUCAUUAUUAUUCAGUUUCAUCAGCAGCAGCAUGCCUUAAUGCUAAUUUAUCUUCAUCGAUGUCAAAAUCUAUUCAUUUACUAACGGAUCGUGAAAGUCAAUUUUUCGAUUUAAAUGAUCUCAAUCGACUAUCACAAUCUCAAUCUCAAAAUGGAAAUUUUAGUCGAUCUCGUAUAAUACAAAAACCAAAUCUCAUUUAA